Molecule: messenger RNA, 2270 nt
Organism: Triticum urartu
Lineage: Eukaryota; Viridiplantae; Streptophyta; Magnoliopsida; Poales; Poaceae
Product: pyrophosphate--fructose 6-phosphate 1-phosphotransferase subunit alpha
Biological process (GO): photosynthesis; glycolytic process; response to glucose
Cellular component (GO): cytosol
Molecular function (GO): diphosphate-fructose-6-phosphate 1-phosphotransferase activity; 6-phosphofructokinase activity; ATP binding
Source: RefSeq, a predicted model, not a curated record
CACAGAAAAAUCAGGGGGCAGCCCAUAGCCUAGGGACAGCACCGGUGUGUCGCUCUCCCGCCGGUUUGACGAAACAGACAACGACGACGCAUGUCAAACCGCCGGCGCCGCCCCGUGCACAACUCCACCAACCAGCGAGUAAAAUCGUUAAUCUUGUGCCGACCGAUCGAUCAAGAGGGAGGGAUGAACGCGGACUACGGCGCGCCCACGGAGCUGGCGGGGCCCCUGCAGCAGAGGCGGGCGCUGUACCAGCCCCGCCUCCCGCCCUGCCUCCAGGGAGCAACGGUGAGGGUGGAGUACGGCGACGCGACCGCCACCAUCGACCCCACCGGCGCGCACGCCGUCGCCCAGGCCUUCCCGCGCACCUACGGCCAGCGGCUGGUCACUUUUCUCGCGCCGGACGGCACCGCCGGGGCUGGCAAGGCCGUCGACGAGCGCCCGCCCAUCAGGGUGGGUGUGGUCUUCUCCGGGAGGCAGUCACCUGGAGGCCACAAUGUGGUCUGGGGCCUCCAUGAUGCUCUCAAGGCUUACAAUCCCCAGAGUAUUCUCUACGGAUUUAUUGGUGGGACUGAGGGGCUGUUUGCAAACAAGACAUUGGAGAUCACAGAUGAUGUUCUUGCUUCAUACAAGAACCAGGGUGGUUUCGAUUUGCUGGGCAGAAGUAUUGACCAGAUCCGCUCGAGUAAGCAAGUGAGUGCUGCUAUGACGACGUGCCAAGAUCUUAACUUGGAUGGCCUGGUCAUUGUUGGAGGAGUGACUUCCAAUUCAGAUGCUGCACAGCUUGCAGAGACCCUUGUCCAAAAGAACUGUAAGACCAAGGUCGUUGGUGUGCCUGUUUCACUGAAUGGCGAUCUCAAAAACCAGUUUGUCGAGACAACCGUUGGAUUUGAUACAGUGUGCAAGGUGAAUUCUCAGCUUAUAAGCAAUGUUUGCCUGGAUGCAAUCUCGGCUGGAAAGUACUACUAUUUUGUUCGUUUGAUGGGUCGAAAAGCGUCUCAUGUCGCCUUAGAAUGUGCGCUCCAAUCGCACCCGAACAUGCUUAUCAUGGGAGAGGAGGUGGCAUUGUCAAAACUCACACUGAUGGAAGUUAUAAACAAGAUAUGUGACGGAGUACAAGCAAGGGCAGAAUUAGGAAAACACCAUGGUGUGCUCCUUAUACCAGAGGGACUGAUAGAAAGCAUUCCAGAAAUGUAUGCACUCAUUCAGGAAAUCAGUAACCUUCACAACAAUAAUGUGCCUGUUACAGAGAUACCAACACAACUGUCUCCGUGGGCAGCGGCACUGUUCCAGUUCUUACCACCCUUCAUCAGAAGAGAGCUCCUCCUCCAUCAAGAAUCUGACAACUCUGCCCAGUUGUCCCAGAUUGACACCGAACAACUGUUAGCUCACUUGGUAGAAGCAGAAAUGAUAAAAAGAACAAAAGAAGGGAGAUACAAGGGAAAGAAGUUCAGUUCAGUCUGCCAUUUCUUUGGAUAUCAGGCUCGAGGAUCACUACCGUCAAACUUUGACUGUGACUAUGCUUAUGUUCUUGGCCAUAUCUCCCUGCAUAUGAUAGCAGCUGGUUUGACUGGCUACAUGGCAACUGUGGCUAAUCUCAAGGACCCUGUACACAAGUGGCGAUGUGCUGCUGCCCCACUAACUGCAAUGAUGAGUGUCAGGAGGCAUUUACGUGGCCCGGGGGCAAUCCCUAUAGGAAAGCCUGCCAUUCAUCCUUCUCCUAUCGACCUGAAAGGGAAGGCAUAUGAGUUGCUGCGAGAGAAAGCUUCGAGCUUUCUCCUUGAUGACUUCUACAGGACUCCUGGAGGUAUUCAAUUUGAAGGACCUGGUUCGGAUGCAAAGCCAAUCACACUGACCAUUGAAGACCAGGACUACAUGGGCGACAUCGAAAUGCUAAAACUGUAUCUCGACAAGGUGAAGACGAUCGUGAAGCCCGGUUGCUCAAGGGACACCCUCAAAGCGGCGAUAAGCUCGAUGAUCUCAGUGACACAUGUGCUGACAGUGAUGUCCCACCCUCUCAAUGCUGAGCUGCCUCUCUACCAUUUCAACUGAGCAUGAAUCACUCACUGCAUCUGAGUUACAGGAGGCUGGCUUGAGCUAUUAUGUUUUCCUCUGUGAUCCUUUUUUGAAGGACAGCGUGUGAAAGCACUGCAGUCUAUAUGCCAGCAAACGUCGAGAUAAUAGUACUAGUUAAUAAUCCUUGUGUGAGACUGGAUAUGUUUGUGAUGAGCAACCGAUAGACUCGAGCUGAAGUAAUCAGAACUUCAGGAUCA